Messenger RNA from Misgurnus anguillicaudatus (oriental weatherfish), 2537 nucleotides. The record is from RefSeq and is a predicted model, not a curated record. Lineage: Eukaryota; Metazoa; Chordata; Actinopteri; Cypriniformes; Cobitidae.
CCGUCACACAAGCGUGUCACGUGACAGUUUGUAGUUUCAACAUGGCUGCGGAGGAGCUCCCGUCUCAAUUUGAUGUUGUCAUUCUCGGCACAGGACUCACAGAAUCUGUCAUUGCGGCGGCCUGCUCCAGAGUCGGACAGAGCGUUCUCCAUCUGGACCGGAGGAUCUACUAUGCUGGAAACUGGGCUAGCUUCACAUUCAAUGGCCUGCUGUCGUGGAUCGAGGACUAUAAGAAUCAGGAGGAAGUGAAGACCGCAGAGUCUGAGCAAGAAUGGAGGAGCCUGAUUGAAGAAGAAGAAGAUGUGAUUCCUCUCAGCUCGGUGGACACCGCCAUCUCCAACCUAGAGGUUUUCUGUUAUGCCAGUGAGGAAGAAGAGAAAGAGGAAGAAACGAAGCCAUCGUCCACGAUCAGUCAGCCUGUGAACGCUGCGACUAUAUCAGAUGAGACCAAUGAUGACUCUACAGAAGCUCAGGACACGAUAACCACUGACGCUAACACAGAAGCUGUAAAGGCACCAAACGCUGAGGGCGAAGUGUCUGAGCCAAUAGAGGAGCAUCAUGCGUCUGAAAUUUCUGACCUCAGCCAAUCACAGGAUGUCGAAGAGCAGCAGCCAAUCAGCAGUCCAGCAGAUCCACCUGUAGAGGUGAAAAAGAAGAUAACGUAUCAAAAACUGUUAAAGGAGGGACGGAGAUUUAACAUCGACCUUGUCUCCAAGUUGAUGUAUUCACGUGGUGCACUGGUGGAUCUGCUCAUCAAAUCUAAUGUGAGCCGUUACGCAGAGUUCAAGAACAUCGGACGGAUCCUCACCUGUAGAAAUGAUAAAGUUGAACAGGUCCCGUGUUCACGGGCGGAUGUGUUUGCCAGUAAGCAGCUGACUGUGAUAGAGAAACGCAUGCUGAUGAAGUUUCUUACCUUCUGUCUGGACUAUGAGCAACACCCAGAGGAGUACCAGGAGUACUCGGAGAAACCGUUUCGGGAGUUCCUGAAGGUCCAGAAGCUGACGGAGAAUCUGCAGGACUUUGUCCUACACUCAAUCGCUAUGGUGACACAGGAGAGUCUUACAGAGGAGGGACUGAAGGCCACGCAGCACUUCCUGCGAUGCUUGGGUCGUUAUGGCAACACUCCCUUCCUCUUCCCACUCUAUGGCCUGGGAGAGAUCCCACAAUGCUUUUGCAGGAUGUGUGCCGUAUUUGGAGGAAUUUAUUGUCUUCGACACUCAGUUCAGUGCCUGGUUGUGGACAAAGCGUCGAACAAAGUUAAAGCUGUGAUUGAUACACGCGGUCAGAGGAUCAGCUGCAGUCAUUUCGUGGUUGAGGAUUCGUACAUCAGAGACGAACAAAGACGGAGCACGGCACACGGGCAGAUAUCUCGAGCCGUGCUCAUUACGGACAGAUCUGUGCUAACCUCAGAUUCAGAUCAGCAGAUCUCAUUGGUGACUAUUCCUGUGGAUUCCUCAGCAUCAGCUGUGAGGAUGGUGGAGCUGUGUUCUUCAUCCAUGACCUGCAUGCCUGGCACCUAUUUGGUCCACUUGACUUGUUCAUCUUCUGGUUCGGCCCAGGAAGAUCUUGCUCCAGUUAUAUCUCGAUUGUUUCAUGUUCCCACCGUUCCUGGAGAGGAACCUUCAGAAGGUGCGGAGGAGAGCAGCAAGCCUUCAGUGCUGUGGGUCAUGUACUUUAACAUGAAGGACACGUCUACCCUGGACAACAGCAGCUACAGUCUGCCGAGCAAUGUUCACGUGUGCACUGGUCCCGAUAGCGGCCUGGGCUGUGACUACUCCAUCAAACUGGCCGAGUCGGUGUUUCAUCAGAUUCUGCCUGAUGAGGAUUUUUGUCCACCCGCACCCAACCCUGAGGACAUCAUCUACGAUGGCGAAGGCCCGCAGGCCGAAGGGUCGGGGUUUGACCAGACUGGCAACACAGAAGAUGAAAAACUCCAGACUCAAGAAGACGAGAGUGCAGCAUCACCGACUGAUGCCUCCGAUCCUGCGGAGAAGACGGACACCUCUCAGACCCCUCCCACUGAGGAAUAACCCCUUCAGACAACAUUUCAAUAAUCACUGUUACUCCAUCACGCUCUCAUCUGUUUCUCAUGGUUUCCCAAAAACACUGUCAUUAUUUCCUGCUUUUAAUCUGGGUCCGAACUGGCCAACAUGCUGCAGUGUGUGUCUGAAGAUCUACAUCCAGCUAAAAUAUAUGUUUCAUCAACACAUGAAAUGAUUUUAUUUAUGUGCCUUUAUCGUUUAGUUCUGGCUGUUAAUGGUUCACUUUUUUAAGCAGGAUGUUCUUUGUAAUUGUGUACAUAUGUGUUCACAACUUUGCAUGGUGCCUUUCAUAAUGUAUUGAGUUACUGAAAUGCUUUUGGAUAUCAUGGAUGCAUUUCAAACAGUCCUGACUUCAUAUGUGUUUAAAUGCGGACACUUCAAGUCUCAUCAGAUCGGUUCUCUGUAUCAGGUCACAUCCAUGCACAAUUCAGUAAUGUCUUGCUAUAAUUGUAUCAUCCAGAAAUGGUUGUUGCCAUUAAAUAUUUAAUUGAAUUA